Molecule: messenger RNA, 654 nt
Organism: Cercocebus atys (sooty mangabey)
Lineage: Eukaryota; Metazoa; Chordata; Mammalia; Primates; Cercopithecidae
Product: exocyst complex component 1-like
Exons: 3
Coding region: 105-623 (172 amino acids)
Source: RefSeq, a predicted model, not a curated record
GGGCUCACCAAGGAGCUGCAAACCCAAACGAGAAAUCUAGGGAGCAAAAGGAGAGGAAAGAGUGAGCUUGAGCCAAGACAUCAGGCCAAGUGGAACUGGAGGAAAUGUCAUCAUUGGUAAAGGAGGACUUGGAGAAGAAACUGUUUAAGCCACUCUCGCAGAAUCUGUACGAGUUUAUUGAAAUAGAGUUCUCCGUCCAGGACAGGUAUUACCUCUGUGUGUCAGUGACCAAAAAGGAAGAAGUAAAAAUAAUCAUGGUGAAACACUACAGGAUAGGCUUAGAUGAAAAAUAUGAAGUAACAAAAAAGUGGUCUUUGAAUGAUCUGAAGAUGAUUGAUGGAAAAGAAGCAGAUACUGACAAUCCAUUUUUUGAUCUGCACUUCAAGAAAGUGUACAGUUUGGAAGCAUAUAGCUGUGCUUCUAAAUAUGCCUUUGCUCGAACGGUAAAUAAGCUGAAUCAUGCAUAUCUGAAGAAGGACUUACAGAUUGUGAACUUUGAUUCUACAUACAUUAACGAUGAUUCCAUUUGGUCUUCCAACAAUAAGGAUUGUUUGGUCCUUAUGAGAAUAUGCUUUUAUGCUUUCAAUCUUGUGUGCUUGUCCCUAUGUCCCUUGCCACUCUGAAGCUGUGUACCACAUUCCUUCAUCAGUGACC